Camelina sativa (false flax) is the source of this 2566-nucleotide messenger RNA. The record is from RefSeq and is a predicted model, not a curated record. NCBI's taxonomy places the organism in Eukaryota, Viridiplantae, Streptophyta, Magnoliopsida, Brassicales, Brassicaceae.
CUCGUUCGCUUCAUCUUCAUGUGUCUGCUGUAUGUGUAUCUGCUCCUCCGAGUCCGAGACAGAGGUAUUAAAAAAAAGUACAGAGUUAAAAAAGUAGCGAUUUUUUUGGAGAUUAAGAUUCACUUGCUCUCUUCCUGUUUUCUAACAUGGGUCUUUACUACCAUCAUCGGUGGGUGAUGCUGCUCGUUGCUCUUGUCCUAGAGCUGCUAUGCUGUUUCUUCUACUCAUCACAUUCUCAGCACCUCACGUGCCAUCCUCGUGACCUGGAGGCCUUGCGUGACUUCAUCAACGAGCUCGAGCCAAAGCCAAAUGGUUGGGAUUUCAAUUCUUCUUCUGCAAAUUGCUGUGAAUUGGUUGGGGUCACAUGUGACAAUCAGAAGAACAAGACAGCGAGAAUCACCAAACUGGAGCUUGUGAACAGAAGAUUGUCCGGUCCGUUGUCUGAAUCUCUUGGCCUGCUGGAUCAGAUUAGAGUCCUUAAUCUCUCCAACAAUUUCAUCUCAGGCUCGAUCCCUCCCUCUGUUUUCAAUCUGGUAAACCUCGAAACUCUAGAUUUGAGCUCUAACGGAUUGAUUGGCCAAAUCCCACAUAGCUUAAACCUUCCUUCGCUUACAAGUAUCAACCUUUCUUCAAACGAGUUGAAUGGUUCGCUUCCUGCGCACGUCUGCCACAACUCCACCGAGCUUACGCUGAUAAGACUCGAUUCCAACAGAUUUUACGGAGACUUUCCAUCUGGGUUGGAGAAAUGCGCUCUGCUCGAACAGCUCUUCCUUGGUGGGAACAGUCUCACUGGUAAUAUACCCGAGGAUCUGUUUCGGUUUCAAAGGUUGAAUCUUUUGGAGAUUCAAGAGAACCAUCUCUCUGGUUCGCUCAGUCCUGCACUUGGUAACCUCUCUAGCCUUGAUCAUCUCGAUGUCUCUUGGAAUAGACUCUCCCCUGAAGUCCCUGAUGUGUUCAACAAAUUGCUCAAGCUCAAGUCUCUCAUGGCUCGCUCUAAUAGAUUCACAGGAGGAAUCCCAAAGUCGUUGGCAAGUUCACAGACUUUGAACUUGCUUAACUUGAGGAACAACUCAUUGAGUGGUCCUUUGCGUCAGAAUUGUUCUGUGAUGACUAACUUGACCUCACUUGAUCUGGGAUCCAACAGAUUCAAUGGCUCUUUGCCUGAAAAUCUACCGGCUUGCAGAAACCUGAGGAGCGUUAAUCUUGCCCGGAACCUCUUCCAUGGCCAGGUGCCUCAAAGCUUCAAGGACUUUGAAAGCCUUUCUUAUUUCUCGCUUUCAAAUUGCAGCCUUCUUAAUAACAUUUCAUCGACACUUCACGCCCUUCAGUACUGCAAGAACCUGACGACUCUGAUUCUCACCUUGAGUUUUCGUGGAGAGAUGUUACCUGAUGACCCGAGUCUUCAUUUUGAGAACCUGGUGGUACUUGCUAUUCCAAACUGUAGGCUUACCGGUCAAAUCCCAAGCUGGUUGAGUAAGAGCUUCCAUUUAAAGGUGUUGGAUCUAUCAUGGAACCAUUUAACUGGAGCUAUCCCGAAUUGGUUUGAUGGUUUGACCGACCUUUUCUACUUGGAUUUGUCGAAUAACUCAUUGACAAGAAAGAUCCCAAAAAGCUUAACCAGACUCCAGAGCCUCACAAUUCGAGAUGUCUCAUUAGAAGACCCAUCUCUAGAUUUCACAUACAUCUAUAGAGUGAAUGAGGGUGCAAGACAUCUGCAGUACAAACAUAUUUUGAUGUUCCCUCCAAUGCUUGACCUCAGCCAAAACAAUCUUUCUGGACCCAUAUGGCAGGAGUUUGGAAACUUGAAGAAGCUCCAUGUAUUUAAUCUAAAUGCCAACAGAUUAUCAGGAUCGAUCCCUAGCUCGCUUUCGGAAAUGACAAGCCUAGAGGUUCUUGAUUUGUCCAAUAACCGUCUAACUGGUUCAAUCCCAGAAUCUCUGGAGAAUCUAACAUUACUGUCCAAGUUCAGUGUUGCUAACAAUAGUCUCUCAGGGACAAUCCCUUCUGGUGGUCAAUUUCUUACAUUCCCUAACUCAAGUUUCGAGGGAAACCAUCUAUGUGGUGAUUACUUGCUUCAAUGUCAACUAGAGGCACCAGACAAGAAGCUACCAAGAACCAGCGAGAGUGACUUUGCCUUACAUUUUUCAUAUGGAGUGGCUCUUGGGUUUGGUUUAUCCUUGGUUGUUUUUGCUUUUCGCCACAAGCUGUUCAGCAUUUAAUUUUCACGGCAUCAAGGUUCAUGUUACAUACCAUACGCACCAUGAACCAGUAGCUCGCUUUCAGAAAUGACAAGCCUAGAGGUUCUUGAUAAUGAACCAGUAGUGAUGGUGACUUUGCCUUACAUUUUUCAUAUGGAGUGGCUUUUGGGUUUAUCAUUUUUAUUAUAGUGACAGAGCUCGAUGUCUACUAACGCUUUCGUUUAAUGAACCUAUUGUUCACCACAAGGUACAUAAUAGAUCCUUAAAAUUUAACAUAUAUACAGGGCUACAAACUAAAAAAAUUUCCUCACUCCAAGCGUUUCAACAAUCUUCAACCAGAAGGCAAGCUAAUCCUACGGGCAAAGGGC